AUGGUUGAUGAGGGCCAGGAGUAUAUCAGGCGAGGUCGAGUCCUUGAAGAGCCCGUCGAGAAGACAUGGUGCCGUGGUCCCGGUGAAGAAGGAGAAGACUGA
Molecule: messenger RNA, 102 nt
Organism: Gongylonema pulchrum
Lineage: Eukaryota; Metazoa; Nematoda; Chromadorea; Rhabditida; Gongylonematidae
Source: the annotation of a GenBank genome assembly